Molecule: messenger RNA, 531 nt
Organism: Aureobasidium namibiae CBS 147.97
Lineage: Eukaryota; Fungi; Ascomycota; Dothideomycetes; Dothideales; Saccotheciaceae
Product: WSC-domain-containing protein
Exons: 1
Coding region: 1-531 (176 amino acids)
Source: RefSeq, a predicted model, not a curated record
AUGACUCCCGCCAUGUGUGCAUCCUACUGUUCCCAGUAUUCGUGGUUUGGAAUCGAGUUCGCCUCAGAAUGUUACUGUGGACCUUACCCUCGUACUGGAAGUGUACAGCAAUCCGACAACAGCACUUGCAACAUGCUCUGCCCUGGCAACAGCACUGCUUACUGUGGCGGCGGCAACAGACUCAACAUGUACUACAGCGAUAACAGCACCAAGGUAUUCACUGAUCCUAUGAACCUCAACACUGUCGGAAGCUACUCGUUCUACUCUUGCUACAAGGAUAGUCCGAGGGCGUUGAGUGCUGUGACCUCAAGCGACUCCAUGUCAGUGGAUCAGUGUGCUAAGAUUGCUGCUGCAGCCAACGCAGGAUUUUUCGGCGUAGAAUAUGGAAGAGAGUGCUGGACUGGCAACGCGUUGGCAGCAGGUACUGGAAAUGCUACGUCGAGUGAUUGUAACAUGGCUUGUAAGGGUAUGCCAGGCCAGCUUUGUGGUGGACCUUCGAGGCUUUCGCUGUAUAAGCGCAAUGCCAAUUAG